Messenger RNA from Trametes versicolor FP-101664 SS1, 861 nucleotides. RefSeq names its product NAD-dependent deacetylase sirtuin-2. Gene Ontology annotation, molecular function: histone deacetylase activity, NAD-dependent; NAD+ binding. The transcript has 7 exons. The record is from RefSeq and is a predicted model, not a curated record. The annotation marks the transcript as partial. Lineage: Eukaryota; Fungi; Basidiomycota; Agaricomycetes; Polyporales; Polyporaceae.
AUGGGGAACGACCAAUCCCAUUCUGCACCACAUGAUGGCCCCCCAGAGGUCCUCAAGGCGAGGGACUUGCCCUCUAUUGCCAAGUAUAUGAAGUCUACAGAAUGCCGCAAGGUUUUCGUCAUGCUAGGAGCAGGGGUGAGCACGGCAGCGGGUAUUCCUGACUUCCGUUCUCCAGGCACUGGCUUAUAUUCCAACCUUCAACGGCUCAACCUCCCGUAUCCUGAGGCCGUCUUCGAGAUUAACUACUUCCGCCAGAACCCCGUCCCGUUUUAUACCCUCGCCCGAGAGCUGUAUCCAGGCCAGUUUCGGCCGACGCUCACGCAUACCUUCGUAAAGCUCCUCGCGGAUCAUCGCCUCCUGGAUACCUGCUUCACACAGAACAUCGACACCCUAGAGCGCCAAGCCGGUGUUCCCGGCGACCGGAUAGUCGAGGCCCACGGGAGUUUCGCAUCCCAACACUGCGUCGACUGCAAAGCGUCAUUCGACGGCGCCGCAAUGAAGAGGGGCGUCGAAACCGGGGACAUCGUCAAAUGCAGCGACUGUGGCGGCUUCGUCAAGCCCGACAUAGUAUUCUUCGGCGAAUCGCUGCCUCCGGUCUUCCACCAGAAGGUGCCGCGGCUGCGCAGCGCCGAUCUGCUCAUCGUGAUCGGCACCUCGCUCACCGUGCACCCGUUCGCGUCGCUCACGAGCCUCGUGCCCGAGGGCUGCCCGCGCGUACUCAUCAACAUGGACCCCGCGGGCGACUUCGGCGGGCGCGCGGACGACGUCACCCUGCUCGGGCGAUGCGACGAGAUCGUCCGCGACCUCUGCAGGGAGCUGGGCUGGGAGGAGGAGCUCGAUCGCGAGUGGGGCAAGACGGAG